Molecule: messenger RNA, 348 nt
Organism: Pipistrellus nathusii (Nathusius's pipistrelle)
Lineage: Eukaryota; Metazoa; Chordata; Mammalia; Chiroptera; Vespertilionidae
Source: the annotation of a GenBank genome assembly
AUGAGUCUCCUGCCAAGCCGAGCCGCCCGCCUCCCUGGCCCAUUCGGAUCGCUGCUCCCGCUGCUCCCGCUGCUGCUGCUGCUGCUGACGCUGCCAGCGCCACUGGCCAGCGCUGGUCCUCCCAGGGCCGUCGUGAACGAGCUGCGCUGUGUGUGUUUAACCCUCAUCCACAAGAUUCAUCCCAAAAUGAUCACCCACGUGGAGGUGUCCGCCGCAGGUCCAGGGUGCCCCAAUGUGGAAAUUAUAGCCACCUUGGUGAAGGGGAGCAAAGUCUGUCUGGACCCAGAAGCCCCUGUGGUCAAGAAAAUCAUUCAGAAAAUCUUGAACAGUGGAAAGCAGAAAAAUUAA